UCAAAUUACAAGUUAAAAAAAUAAAAUAAAAACCUAAAAAUAAUAUAUGGGUGUGUCAAGUGAUACGGUGGAGAAAUCCGAUCUUCAGCGACCGUUAGUGGAUCCGACAAACUCGGAUCCAAAACCACCCAAAGAUGUCGGACUCGAGAGCGUUUUAACGGAUAGUAGCCUUUCGUGUCGGAGGCGCGUGUACUUAGGCGCGUGCAUAGAGUUGAAGGUACUCUUCAGGUUGGCACUUCCGGCGAUACUUGUCUAUCUAGUCAACAGCGGAAUGAGUAUCUCCGCUCGUAUAUUCUCCGGACAUCUCGGCGGUCAAGAACUCGCCGCCGCAUCCCUCGGAAACAGCUGCUUUUUUCUCGUCUACGGCCUCAUGUUAGGCAUGGGCAGUGCAGUCGAGACACUAUGUGGACAAGCAUAUGGAGCCCAACGGUUCGAUAUGCUUGGGACCUAUCUCCAACGAGCAACAAUUGUCCUCGCUUUAGUGGGUUUGCUCAUGACAGUUCUAUACACCUUCUCAUACCCGAUCCUACUCAUGUUAGGCGAACCCAAAUCAGUGUCUUACAAGGCUUCUUUGUACAUCGCUGGACUCCUCCCUCAAAUCUUCGCCUACGCCGUCAACUUCACGGCCCAAAAGUUCCUCCAGGCCCAAAGUGUGGUGAUUCCCAGCGCGUACAUCUCAGGCGCCGCCCUUCUCCUCCAAAUCUUGCUGACGUGGUUUGCCGUUAACGUAAUGGGCAUGGGCCUUAUUGGAAUCGCUUGUGUUCUUACAGUCUCAUGGUGGGUGAUGGUUGUGGCCCAGACUUUGUAUAUAACGUGUAAUGAAAGGUUUAAACACACGUGGACUGGACUUAGCUCGAGAUCGUUCCAAGGUCUUUGGAGUUUCUUUAAACUCUCUGUUGGGUCUGCUGUUAUGAUCUGUCUGGAAAUGUGGUACUCACAGGUUCUUGUUCUUCUCGCUGGUUUGCUUGAGGAGCCUGCUCUCUCUCUAGAUUGUCUCUCCAUCUGUAUGGCAGUUUCAGCAUUGUCCUUCAUGGUUUCUGUCGGCUUCAAUGCGGCUGCAAGUAUACGAACAAGUAAUGAGCUCGGAGCAGGGAAUCCAAAAUCAGCUUUGUUCUCUACAUGGACGGCGACUUUUGUUUCCUUCAUGAUCUCCGUUGGGGAGGCGCUCGUCCUAAUGGCGUCACGUGAUUACAUCAGCUACAUCUUCACGUCGGACGCUGACGUGGCUAAGGCCGUCUCUGACCUCUGCCCUUAUCUUGCCGUCACAGUCAUUCUCAACGGAAUCCAACCCGUCUUGUCCGGAGUGGCAGUAGGAUGUGGAUGGCAGACCUUCGUAGCAUAUGUAAAUGUUGGUUGUUACUAUGUUGUUGGUAUUCCCAUUGGUUGUGUUCUCGGUUUCACUUUCAAUUUGCAAGCUAAGGGAAUAUGGACCGGGAUGAUUGGAGGUACCCUCAUGCAAACUCUCAUCUUACUUUACGUCACGUAUAGAACAGAUUGGGAUAAAGAAGUGGAAAAGGCGAAGAAACGAUUGGAUAUGUGGGACGACAAGAAGGAUGCUGUCCAAAACUAGUUAUAGUAAGUCCGGAGGAGUGGAAGGCAAAAAAAAAAAAAAAGAAUAGCAAGUGUGUGGUCUGUGGAGGUGGUUUGAUGAAAAGAAGAUCCUUCUUUUUAAAAGAUUUUAGAAGUUGUAAAAUAGAAUAAAACUAUUCACAAGUCUUUGGGAAAACAUUGUUGGCUAAUUUGAUGGAUGGGUUUCCUCAAUCUGUUAAAGUUUGUUUUC
Messenger RNA from Brassica oleracea var. oleracea, 1780 nucleotides. Its product is annotated as protein TRANSPARENT TESTA 12-like. Gene Ontology annotation, biological process: xenobiotic detoxification by transmembrane export across the plasma membrane. Gene Ontology annotation, cellular component: membrane. Gene Ontology annotation, molecular function: xenobiotic transmembrane transporter activity; antiporter activity. The transcript has 8 exons. Lineage: Eukaryota; Viridiplantae; Streptophyta; Magnoliopsida; Brassicales; Brassicaceae. The record is from RefSeq and is a predicted model, not a curated record. Bases 47 to 1570 code for a protein of 507 amino acids.